This is a messenger RNA of Eubalaena glacialis (North Atlantic right whale), 2331 nucleotides long. Its product is annotated as disintegrin and metalloproteinase domain-containing protein 20-like. Gene Ontology annotation, cellular component: external side of plasma membrane; plasma membrane; sperm head plasma membrane. Gene Ontology annotation, biological process: male gonad development; proteolysis. The record is from RefSeq and is a predicted model, not a curated record. NCBI's taxonomy places the organism in Eukaryota, Metazoa, Chordata, Mammalia, Artiodactyla, Balaenidae. Gene Ontology annotation, molecular function: metalloendopeptidase activity.
AUGGUUCAACUCUUCCAAGACACAGAUCCUAAAGGUCAGCCCUGCACCCUGAACAGCUCAGAGGGAGGAGCCAGACCAGUAGCGCCUGAUGCCCUGCCCUCUUCUGCCCUAAACAGAUGGCUCCAUAAGGCAGUGGGUGAGGCCCUGGUGCACAUCAGAGUCACUCUUCUGCUGGUCUCAUUUGGAGUGUCUUUGUUCAUUUCUGACCACUCUCAAGCCAGGGCCUCCCAGCACUUCUCCUCUCCAGAAUUGGUGAUCCCCUUGAAGGUGACUGGCAGGGGCAGAAAUGCAAAGGCUCCAGGCUGGCUCUCCUACAGCCUGCGGUUUGGGGGCCAGAGACACAUUGCCCGCAUGAGGGUCAAGAAGUUCUUGGUUUCCAGACACCUCCCAGUGUUCACCUACACAGACCAGCGUGCCCUCCGCCAGGAUCAGCCUUUUGUUCCUGAUGACUGCUACUAUCAUGGUUAUGUGGAGGGGGUUCCCAAGUCCCUGGUUGCCCUCAGUACUUGUUCUGGAGGUUUUCGAGGAAUACUACAGAUAAAUGAUCUUGCUUAUGAAAUUGAACCAGUUAGGUUUUCUGCCACAUUUGAACACUUGGUGUAUAAGAUAGACAGUGAUGAUACACAGUUCCCACCUAUGAGAUGUGGGUUAACAGAAGAGGAAAUAGCACGCCAGUUGGAGUUGCAAGAGUUGCAUAAUUUCACUCUGAUGCAAAGUUCUUACACAGGCUGGUGGACCCACUUGCGUUUUCUUGAGUUGGUAGUGGUUGUGGACAAUCUUCGAUUCAUUCACUCGGAAAGUAAUGUGUCAGUAGUGCAGCGUGAAAUACUUGAUGUUGUCAAUGUAAUAGGUAGCUUGUAUCACUCUUUGGAACUUGAUGUAAUUUUAACUGGGCUUGAAGUCUGGACUGAAGGAAACCCAGUUCCCAUCGAUAACAUAGAUAAGCUUUUGGAGGAUUUUGCUGUUUGGAAGUAUUUUAACCUUGAUGACCGACUGUCACAUGAUGCGGCCCAUCUUUUCAUAAAAAAAUCAUUUGGCAUAAAGCUUGGACUUGCCUAUGUUGGUGGAAUAUGCCAGCGUCCUUUUAAUAGUGGAGUUAAUGUUUUUGAAGACGAGAGUCUGUAUGCUUUUGCAACUGUUGUGACCCAUGAACUUGGUCAUAAUUUAGGUAUGCAGCAUGAUACUGAAUGGUGUGUGUGUGAACUUCAGUGGUGCAUAAUGUUUCCUUCCAGAGUGGUGACAAAUAAAUUCAGCAACUGCAGUUAUGCCGAGUAUUGGGACAAUCUUAUCAGUAAUGGAUUAUGUCUUUACUCUCCUCCACAUCCAGGGAAUAUCUUUAGGCUGAAGUAUUGUGGGAACCUAGUGGUCGAAGAAGGAGAGGAGUGUGACUGUGGAACCAUAGAGCAGUGCAUAAAUGAUCCCUGCUGUCUGUUGAAUUGCACUCUGAAGCCUGGAGCUGCUUGUGCUUUCGGGCUUUGUUGUAAAGACUGCAAGAUCAUGUCAUCAGGGACUUUGUGUAGAAAACAGAUCAGUGAAUGUGACCUUCCGGAGUGGUGCAAUGGGACAUCCCAUCAGUGCCCAGAAGAUGUAUAUGUGCAGGAUGGGAUUCCCUGUAGUGAUGGUGCCUACUGCUAUCAAAAGAGCUGUACUAACCAUGAUGAACAGUGCAGGGAGAUAUUUGGCAAAGAUGCAAGGAGUGCACCUCAGAGUUGCUACAAAGAAAUCAACACCCAAGGAAAUCGAUUUGGUCACUGUGGUAUCAAAGACACACAAUACGUAAAAUGUGCAUCCCCUGAUAUCCUGUGUGGGAGAGUUCAGUGUGAAAAUGUGGGAGUAAUUCCUAAUCUGAUAGAACAUUCCACAGUGCAUCAGCUUCACUUCAAUGACACCACUUGUUGGGGCACUGAUUAUCAUAUAGGGAUGUCCAUAUCUGAUAUUGGUCAAGUGAAAGACGGCACAAUGUGUGGUCCAGGAAAGAUAUGUAUCCGCAACAAGUGUGUCAGUAUGGUUCACGUGCCACAAGCCUGUCAGCCUGAGACCUGCCACAUGAAGGGGAUCUGCAAUAAUAAACAACAAUGCCACUGCAAUCCUGGAUGGGCACCUCCCUACUGCGAACACCAAGGCAAUGGAGGUAGUAGUAGUAGUGGCCCACCUUUUAAUCCCCAAGCAGAAGAGACAGGACUGAAGAAGGGAAAUCAGCCAUUAUUGUGGCUUAUUCCUUUGACUUGUUUAUUUUUAUGUUGCAUCCUUGUGCUUUGUAAGAAACAUAAAAAGAAGAAGGAGACAGAAACGAUGGAAGAAAAAGAGACUGAGGAGGAAGAAGGUGACUAA